GGAAAAUUGAAAGGGAACCGGUUAAACUCCUGAUAAUUAAGUGACCUUUUUCCCUUUCACCAUCUCAGUCUUUUUUACAACCGACCACGCGACCCACAAUCUUCAGCUUAGACUUUACCGAGAUCCGUCCGGAGGCCCGAUCUCGAAUCCCCCGGCUUGAUUGACAAGACACAGUACACACGGUUAAACGCCAAGGAUCCCACAUGAAUGUCGCAGAAACCGCGAAAACUUCAGCGUGUCUCUAAGGCCUGCGACUUCUGCAAUAGGCGCAGCAUCAAAUGCGGCAGUAGCGAAGAUCCACUGGGUCGAUGCCAGAAUUGUGUGGAUUUUGAUGUCCCUUGCACGUUUGAUCGCCCGGCUAAACGCCGUGGCGUUAAAGCUGGUACGAGGGUGAGUUCCCGCGAUACUCCAAUCGCAAGGCCGGUUGCCGACCAACCAGCUCCAAUGGGUCGCGGGAACCUACUGGAGAGGACGUCUGGCUCGUCUGGCUCUAGGGGCUCGAUGCAUGCUGAAUCUGUAUCACGCCCAUCAUUGACAGGAGACCCAUGGUCUUCUUUUAACACUGGAUGGUCGACAGCUGAAGGUUACGAUGAUGAUGGCGCACUGCGCAAUUCUUGGAAGGCAUUUGCCAUUUCUUGUGACCAACAGAUUCGCAAUCUCGUGCAAGUGUACUUCGAGAUUGUUUACCCAAUAUUUCCAUUGUUUCAUAAACAAUCAUUUAUAGAAAGUAUAAACAACCAGGAGCAUCUUCUGAGUCAGAGUCUUUUUGCCUCAACAAUGGCAGUCUGCUCAUUGGUGUCGGGACGCGCUCGCGAUGGAGCAUUGUACACCAACCGAUGGCAUCGGGAAGAGCUGUCAGAACCGCCUUCAGAGGCAUUCUAUGCUGCAGCAAAAGACUCACUUCCUCGGGACCUUGCAGCCGCAAAGGGUUUCAAUUAUAUGCGUGCUUGUGCAAUACUUGCGAUCGCUAGCAUUCAAAACGGCCAAAUUAAAAACAUGCAGAAAUACUCCGGAAUGUAUCAUACAUUAACGACAAUGGAGGGAUUUCAUGAUGAGAAGCUCUGGCCGAAAGACAUCAGUACCAUCGAGAUUGAAGAACGACGAAGAUUGUUCUGGUCUAUAUAUACCCUGGAUAUUUACUCCACGAUUGUAUGGGGAGGCGUGAUUCGAUACCGGGAAGCCCAUUCUCUCGUUCGAUACCCUAGUGAGGUAGACGACGAAUUCAUUACCCACCACGGCUACGGCAUACACCCCGCAUCCCAAGAAGCCUCCCUCAGGCAGGGCCAGGUCCCUAUUGUCUCACGGCAACCCGUAUCAUGGAUGCAUGGAUGGAAUUUCACGACUGAUCUCUAUCGCAUUCUUGAACACGUCGUUGACGGCACCCGACGCAAGAUGUCCUCCGCUAAUGGAACCCAAGAGGUGUGGUCUCUUUUCAGCCCGGCAUCCAUGUCGGAACCAACGGUCAUGGAGCGGGUGCUUUCUAUGUAUGCUGCAUUACCCGCACAAUUUCGAGAAACGCCGCCUACCACCGGCGAUGAGAGUCACGACCUCUUCGGUUUUCAAUCUGCAAACAUCCAGGCGACUUUGCAGCUUCUCCGAAUGGUCCUUCUGUCGUCUGAGGAGGUUGGGGUAGAUAGGAAGUGUGAUGUUGCUGGUGAGCUGCUGAGUGUGUUUUCGAAGGUGCCAGUGGAGUAUUUGAGGGCCAUCAGCUCUCCUUUGCUCCAUCACUUGGGAGGAAUUGGAUACAUUCUCGGUUCAGUCAUGGAAGGCAGUCUAUCAGACGUCUCAUACCAACGCGUCCGUACCUUACUCCUCGACAUGGCCAGCCUGCUCCACCGCCUCGAAGUUGGUCUCCACCGAGCAGCCGGCGCCAGCGAACGUCUCCGGUCUCAGGUCGAUAGGAUAGAUGGCUACAUGCGCACUUCACGAUUAGUCAAUCCCUCGGCCAUUCCCCCACUAAUGAAUGCGCCAAAUGGUACUUCUAUCCCGGUCGACGUAAAGCCCGUGCCUUCCCCAGUGCAGUAUACAGCUGCAGCACAACCGAUGGGUACGACAGGACCGGUGGAAAAACAGAUGAUGCAAUUCCAAUUGCCACCGGAACUGCUGGCAGGCUGGCCGUGGCCAUUGGAUAAUUCUCAUUCUGAGGGCUUUUUGCCAUUGGCCUUUGAAUGAUGUCUG
Messenger RNA from Penicillium pulvis, 2178 nucleotides. RefSeq lists its product as uncharacterized. Gene Ontology annotation, biological process: regulation of DNA-templated transcription; DNA-templated transcription. Bases 208 to 2172 code for a protein of 654 amino acids. Gene Ontology annotation, molecular function: DNA-binding transcription factor activity, RNA polymerase II-specific; DNA binding; zinc ion binding. The record is from RefSeq and is a predicted model, not a curated record. The transcript is spliced from 6 exons. NCBI's taxonomy places the organism in Eukaryota, Fungi, Ascomycota, Eurotiomycetes, Eurotiales, Aspergillaceae.